Molecule: messenger RNA, 975 nt
Organism: Lathyrus oleraceus (garden pea)
Lineage: Eukaryota; Viridiplantae; Streptophyta; Magnoliopsida; Fabales; Fabaceae
Exons: 1
Coding region: 353-745 (130 amino acids)
Source: RefSeq, a predicted model, not a curated record
UAAACCAAUAACCAUUAUACACAUAUGCAGGUGACCAGAUCUAGCUGCCACAUGGAUUACUAUUUAAUCUAAUUGUUAAUUAAAAAUAUUCUAAAGUCAAUUUUCUAUAUUAUUACUACCUUAUAUUACAUCACACCCUUAUAAAUAUCAAAACUUAUCACCCUCAUAAAUCUCUCUUGUCAUUCCUUUGACACAAAACUUCAACAUUGUCACAAAAAGGUUUCAUAGUUUUUUUCUUCGUGUUCGUAUCGUAUCUGAUGUCUGAUUUUAUAUAUAUAAAUUUUUUAUAAAGUUUUUAGGUUUUCUUAGUUCUGUGAAAAAAUUGUUGGACAACACAGAAAAAUAAAUAUAUAUGGGAAAUUGUUGCGCGCCGUCGUCGAUGGAAUGGGCGGGAGACGAUUGGGGUUCAUUGACAUCGAAACAUAAUCCUAGGAUGAAUUCAAGCAAGGUGUUUGAUGAAGUUCAUGGAGUGAGUUCAGAGAAGAAAGAGAAAGAGAAAGAGAAGCUUUUAGGUGCAUUAAGAGCUUCUUCGGAUGGUAAUGGGAAAGUGAAGAUUAAGAUAUCGAAGAAAGAGCUUGCAGUGUUGUUGGGAGAGAGAAAGGAGCAAGGUGUUGGAGGAGGAACAGGACAUGCUUCAGCUGAACAAGUUUUGGUUGGUUUGUUAAAUGCAAGAGAUCAUGUUAACCAUGAUGUUCAUCAUAGGACAUGGAAGCCUGUGUUGCAGAGUAUUCCUGAGGUUAAUUGAUAAGGUUUAAUGUUGGUGGUGGUGUGGGGUGUGUAUAGUAAAAGUUGGUUGAGGAAAAGUUUGGGAAGUUUUUACUUGUACAAAAUCAGCUAAGCUAUAUAUACUCAGUAAAUUUUUUUAUUUAAUUUUUUUUCUCUGUUUUCGGUUUGUAUUCUAUUGUAAGAUAUACAUAGAGGUUGAGAAUGUUUAUUUACUUUUAUGAAGAAGAGAAAAACAAAGAAUGUUUUUUA